This is a messenger RNA of Aspergillus caelatus, 2247 nucleotides long. RefSeq lists its product as uncharacterized. NCBI's taxonomy places the organism in Eukaryota, Fungi, Ascomycota, Eurotiomycetes, Eurotiales, Aspergillaceae. The transcript is spliced from 5 exons. Bases 106 to 1803 code for a protein of 565 amino acids. The record is from RefSeq and is a predicted model, not a curated record. Gene Ontology annotation, cellular component: nucleus.
UCCACAAGCGAUCUUUGGACAUAUCAUGAGGGCGUAUAGGAGACCUCUGGGUAUAAAACAGGAUGCUCGCCACGGUUCGUUGCAAGCGCUGGACAAACCAACGCCAUGGAAAGAUACACCUGCUUCGACACAGACUCUUUGCGAUCGUACACCUCUACUGUCGCAUUGGAUGAUUAUCCCCCAUCAAAUCCUCCGGGAGAACUCAUCACGUCCUUUCCACGUCCUCCAAGUGGCACGCGCAAUCUCAAUAGCGUAGCAGCCAAUAGCCCAAGGGCUUCCAUCAAAACUUUUCGCAGAAAUUACAUGGUCCAUGAACUACCACUUUUGCAAGAGCCAAACCCUUGGGAUGGGUCUGACCAAUUCCAUCCUGUCCAAGAGGCUGACUGCUCAUAUGACCUGCUCGUUCCGUUUGACGACAGCUGCGAGGCGCCUUUGCACAGCUUGGAGCGUCUAGCAGAUAUCAUGUUCUCUCCUGAGCACAUGCUAUCCAUCCUGAACAACCCGCGAUAUCUGGCGCGCUUUCGCGAAUUCCUCCUUGAAGAGCGCCCACGGUCGCUUGAGCUGCUGACAUACUACUUGAACACGUGUAAAGCGCUAAAGGCGAUUGAGUACGCCAACGCUCUGGUCCGAUGCGCCGUCGACCUACCUCCACAGGCGAUCACGGUCACGGAACAGGUCGGAGAAACCUGCACUCCCGCCCUGCAGCGUCGUGUCCACGAAGCGCUUCAAGCACUCACGGACGAGGAGCUUCCUGCAUUUAUUACCUCGCGCUGCAUUGGAAUCACGAGUAGGGUGGUUGAGGAGCGUGUCCGAGGAACACUCCCGCGCAAAUUCCAGGGGACGUCCGAUGCACUGGCUGAGGUGUUCUGCUUGACCGAUCCGUCAAGACGGGACAAUCCGAUUGUAUUUGCAUCGGAAGAGUUCCAUCGCACGACGCAGUACGGCAUGGAUUAUGUUCUCGGUCGCAAUUGUCGCUUUCUCCAGGGUCCUAAGACGAACCCGAACAGUGUAAGGAGAAUCAAAGAGGCCAUAGAAGCAGGAAGGCAUCACUCAGAACUCUUUCUCAACUAUCGCCGUGACGGCUCCCCUUUCAUGAAUCUCCUUCAAUGCGCACCCCUCUGUGACAGUCAAGGUACAGUCCGGUACUUUAUUGGCGCCCAGAUCGAUGUGUCUGGCCUAGCCAUGGAAGGUGCGCAGAUGGAUUCGUUGUGCGCUUUGUUGGAUAGGCAGCGAAACAGUGAGGCAGGGGCUGGUGUGGAAGAUGCAGAGAUGAAGGAGGACGUCCGUCCAGACGAGUUUCGUGAACUCAGUGAAUUGUUCAGUCCACGAGAGCUGAAUGUGGUGCACCAGGUAGGAGGGAAUCUUUUCAAACCGAUCCCUGCAGUGUUCGAUCGGAAUUGGAAAGGUCAUAGUCGCACCUGGUCAACGGCGGAUACAGUGGAGAUGGAGGCCAUACGCGAGAGAGACAUUAAAACCGCGUUGUUUCGGGGUUCGUUAACGGGCGUUUACGAAAAUUACCUCCUUGUUCGGCCCUAUCCGUCCCUUCGAAUCUUGUUUACCUCACCAGCUCUCCAGAUCCCUGGCAUUCUCCAAUCCUCCUUCUUGACACGUAUUGGUGGGAACCCGUCGAUACGGGAAGAAUUGCUUGAUGCAUUUAUGGCCGGGCGUAGUGUCACCGCGCGUAUCAAAUGGGUAACGAGGUUCAAUCCCCAGGGAAGAGAUCGAUGGGUUCAUUGUACCCCGUUACUAGCAAGUAAUGGUGAUGUUGGUGUUUGGAUGGUGGUGGUGGUGGAUGAUGACUGACCGAUGUAUAUAUACUAUUCUCAUCAAGUGGUAGGUAUUCCUAAUGAUGUUUCUCAGAAUUCAGUGGAUAUGCAUUUGCUUAAGCUAUGAACAACCACAUGGGGGACUGAAACACAAUAGACUUGCAUCCUUUGCUCCUGCUUUAUGUGUUUUUGGCGUCUGGUCGAACUCAUGGAAGAGAUACGCCUGUCAGGCAGUCCUUUUUCGUUCCUCUCCCUUUCUGUGGGUGCUCUGAGCAAAACUAUGAAGAAAAGAAAAGGUGGAGUAAGGUUAUGUAUGGCUACAACUGACAGUGGCAGUAAAGUGCUGCCAGAUCAAUCAGGCACCAAAUUGCUUUGAACUCCACCCACAGGUACCAAGCAAACAAUCCCCACCCAAGACUAGUAGUUCCCCCAUGUACCGGAGAAACCAGAUUCCCGAGGCUUAUCAGCCAUCCACAUCAAG